This is a messenger RNA of Lathyrus sativus (Indian pea), 894 nucleotides long. NCBI's taxonomy places the organism in Eukaryota, Viridiplantae, Streptophyta, Magnoliopsida, Fabales, Fabaceae. The record is from the annotation of a GenBank genome assembly.
AUGGGAGAGAGGAUCCCAUCUGGGAACGGAAAUGGGAAUGGAAAUGGAAGUUAUUUUCAGUUCCCUCCUCCCGGUCCUUCACCUAUCAGGUCUUCCGAUCAUCGUGAAAGAUUUUUGGCUGAACUAUUGGCGGAGAGGCAGAAAUUGGGACCCUUUUUGCAAGUUCUCCCACAAUGUACCAGGCUCUUAACUCAAGAAAUCAGACGCAUAUCCGGAUUUAAUCACGGUUUUCCGGAACAUGAAAGAUUUGAGCCAGACAGUCCAUUUAGGCCGUUAGGUCAACAUCCAAAUAGUAGGCCAAUGGAUAUGGAGGGAUGGCCUGCUGUACCUAGAGAGGACAAUGGAAAUCUCCAAAGAAUGGGGCAGUUUCAAGCACCACCAGUGGGUUGGCAUGGGGCACAAGGAAUUCCGACGACUCCUGUAGUGAAGAGAGUUAUCAGGCUUGACGUCCCUGUCGACAAAUAUCCAAAUCAGUAUAAUUUUGUUGGUCGGAUUCUGGGACCUCGCGGGAACUCAUUAAAAAGAGUGGAAGCGAUGACGGAAUGUAGGGUUUACAUCAGAGGCUGUGGCUCCGUGAAGGAUUCUAUUAAGGAAGAGAAGCUUAAAGAUAAACCCGGGUAUGAGCACCUUAACGAGCCAUUGCACUUGUUGGUGGAGGCAGAGUUUCCCGAGGAUAUAAUCAAUUCACGCUUGGACCAUGCUGUUGCAGUACUAGAAAAUCUUUUGAAGCCUGUGGAUGAAUCUCUUGAUCACUAUAAGAAGCAGCAAUUGAGGGAGUUAGCUAUGCUUAAUGGUACUCUGAGGGAGGAAAGUCCCAGCAUGAGCCCUAGUAUGAGUCCGAGUAUGUCACCUUUCAAUAGUAAUGGAAUGAAACGUGCCAAGACAGGAAGAUGA